Molecule: messenger RNA, 3257 nt
Organism: Eucalyptus grandis
Lineage: Eukaryota; Viridiplantae; Streptophyta; Magnoliopsida; Myrtales; Myrtaceae
Product: extra-large guanine nucleotide-binding protein 1
Biological process (GO): G protein-coupled receptor signaling pathway
Molecular function (GO): guanyl nucleotide binding; G-protein beta/gamma-subunit complex binding; GTPase activity
Source: RefSeq, a predicted model, not a curated record
UUUCAGUUGGGGGUUAUUCAAACUAACGUCAGCGAUGUCCGUCAAAAUUCGCGAUCUCGCGCCAUUCGCCGGCAACGCGCGUAUUCGUAUACGGACGCGUACUCGUGCCCGGUCUUCCUCGUCCACCGAGUCCUCGUUCGAUCCUGUCCUAUCACUGUCGUUCCCGCGGGGAUUCCAAGCGUUGCCUCCAGUCAACACGGCGAUUCGGGAGGACGAGGAGGAGGAAAGUAAAGAAACAAGGAACGGCCCUCGUUCUCCUCCUCCUCCUCCCUCCUCUUCCUCAGUCUCCGCUCCAGUCUCCUGUGGCGUUUACUCUACAGUCCCUAAAGAAGAAAAUGAUGAUGGAGAUUAUAACGUCGAGUACUCCAUCGCUUUGGAGUACAAAGGCCCUCUUGUCUCUCGUGAUAUUCCUCAAGCUCUACCCGUCAACAUCGACGAAAUUCCGACGGCUGCUGUUUUUUCGGCAGAAUCGAUAUCACUGGACAGGUCAUUGCCGAUCAUUCAGCCCAUUAGGAAGAGAGAUUUCAACCAGAAACUGUUAAAGGAGUUGGGAAUAACCAAGGGGGUAUUCUUUUCAGCUCGUUCAAUUGAGCCUUCAGUUGGUAAUGUGGGCUCUGGUGCUCGCUCGCUUGGCAAUGGAAACGAUACCUCCCUUAAAUCAGCAGGUGAGGUAGAUAGUUCUAGAGGUGGUGAUUGUGAGGAUGCAUGUGUUUCCGAGUCAUCUGGUUCGGUUGAGGGUGAGAAGAAUAUUUUAUCUGAAAUCUCGCAUUUGCCAAAAUUACCUGAUGAUUUUGUGGAAGCCAAUAUGCAAAUGCGAUCUGCAGAUCCCACUCCUCCCCGCCCGUCCUCGAACAAUUUCUCCCAAAGGGAGGAGGAUUCUGAUAACAAGAUGCCCCACCACGUCAAGAAACCAUCUAAUGUCACUUUCAGAGAUCCGGACUCAGAUGAUAUUUGUGAGGAAGAAUCGGUUUUUAAUGAGUCCGACAGUUUCCCCAUGAAGCAAAGAGCUGAAAAUAAUGGAAAGAAAGGGUCAUGCUACCGCUGCUUUAAAGGGAAUAAAUUCACAGAAAAAGAAGUUUGCAUUGUUUGCGAUGCAAAGUAUUGUCAGAAAUGUGUAUUAAGAGCUAUGGGAUCGAUGCCUGAAGGCAGAAAAUGCGUCACCUGCAUAGGCUUUAGGAUUGAUGAAAUGAAGCGAAGUAACUUGGGGAAAUGUUCUAGAAUGCUAAAGCGGCUCUUGCCAGAAUCAGAAAUUAAGCAAAUAAUGAGUUCUGAGGUAUUGUGCCCAGCAAAUGAAAUCCCUCCAAACCUUCUUUAUGUGAAUGGUAAGCGUCUUGAUCAUAAAGAGUUGCUUCUGCUGCGGGGCUGCCCAAAUCCUCCGAAAAAGCUAAGGCCGGGGCACUACUGGUAUGAUAAAGUGGCUGGGUUUUGGGGUAAGGAGGGGCAGAAACCAUGCCAAAUAAUCAGUGCCCAGUUAGAUGUUGGGGGUUACAUUAAACCAAAUGCUAGCAACGGAAACACAGGCGUAUUGUUUAAUAACCGGGAAAUUACGAAAGAAGAGGUUUGGAUGCUCAAGUCAGCUGGAAUUCCAUGUGAAGAAACCUCAUUUUGGGUGAGUGCAGAUGGAUGCUAUCAGGAAGAGGGGCAGAAGAAUGCUAAAGGCCGCAUAUGGGAGAAGGUAAAUUAUGACAAAGUAGUCUGCACAAUCUUGUCUUUGCCAAUUCCUGCGGAUAAUGCAAAAUCUGGUGAAGAAAAGACCAAAGGCAGCAGUUGCCAGAAUGAUCUUUAUCACAAACUGCUUCUGGUCGGCUUUGAUAAAUCUGGCACAAGCACUAUAUUCAAGCAGGCCAAGAUUCUGUAUGGUGUCUCCUUUUCUGAAGAUGAGCGUAAAAAAAUCAAGUUAAUGAUCCAGAGCAAUCUGUACUGCUAUCUGGGCAUACUGCUUGAAGGAUGUGAGAGAUUUCAAGAGGAAACCUUGAAGGGGAAGGGAAAAAGCCUGUUAAUUGACCAACCCAGUUCUUCGGAGAUAAUGUAUUCGAAGGAAACUAAGUUGACCUAUACCAUAGACUCAAGGCUUAAAGGAUUCUCGGAUCGGCUUCUCAAGGGAAUAGCAUCUGGUAAUUUAGAAGCCAUUGUUCUUUCUGCCAGUCAUGAAUGCUCACCUCAUAUUGAGGAACUGUGGAAGGAUGAAGCCAUUCAAGCCACAUACAACCGAAGGAAUGAGUUAGAAAAGCUCCCUAGAGUGGCUACAUAUUUUCUGGAGCGGGCUGUUGAGAUUUCAAAAGAAGAGUAUGAGCCCUCGGAUAUGGAUAUUCUCUACGCAGAGGGAAUCACCUCUUCUAAUGGUCUUGCAAGCAUGGAAUUUUCAUUUCCCCCGCCACCAAAAUCAGAUGGAUACACAGACCCUAUUGAUCAGCACUACAGCAAGAUGAGGUACCAACUCAUCAGGUUGCAUCCUAGAAGCCUAGGGGAAAACUGCAAGUGGUUGGAGAUGUUUGAAGAUGUUAAUAUCGUCUUGUUCUGUGUCUCAUUGACAGACUACGACCAGUUCUAUGAGGACAAUAAAGGAUUACUGAUAAACAAGAUGAUGGCAAGCAAAGAGCUUUUUGAAAGUGUCGUCAAGCAUCCGACCUUUUAUAAAAAGGACUUCCUUCUGAUUAUGAACAAGUUUGAUCUGCUCGAAGAAAAGAUUGAACAGUCUCCUAUAACUCAAUGCGAAUGGUUUUCUGAUUUCCAUCCAGUGAUCAGCCAUAACCACAAUAUUGGGACUUAUGUUAAUCCAGCUCCUUCAUUGGCACAACGUUCUUUCCACCACAUGGCAGUAAAGUUCAAACGGCUCUUCCAUUCGCUUACUGAACGCAAGCUGUAUAUUUCCCUAGUUACGGGACUUGAGCAGGAUAGUGUAGAUGAAUCUCUUAAGUAUGCGAGGGAGAUUAUGACUUGGGACAGAGAAGAUAUCACUUUCAUCAACGAGGAAUCUACUGCAAGUUUAGAGGCAAGCACCUCUUAGUUUUUUGUUUCUUUAUUUUUUUUCACUCUCACAAUCGGCGACAAUCUGGUUAUGCCUUAUUAAGAAGGCGUGGCUCCAUAGACUUUUGUCAAUGUAUACUGGCAAACAGGUAAAUGAUAUGAAGUAGCUUUGAUUUUUUAUUCCUUCUUAUGAUGCAUUCAGAAGAUGUACUCAUGUAAAUGUAGAAUGGAAUGCAUCUCUUAUUGUAAACCGUUCUCUGAAUGGAUAAAUGAAAGAACUAUUCUGGCCA